Esox lucius (northern pike) is the source of this 4071-nucleotide messenger RNA. RefSeq names its product Rho GTPase activating protein 25 (gene arhgap25). Gene Ontology annotation, cellular component: phagocytic cup. NCBI's taxonomy places the organism in Eukaryota, Metazoa, Chordata, Actinopteri, Esociformes, Esocidae. The record is from RefSeq and is a predicted model, not a curated record. The coding region runs from base 399 to 2327 and encodes 642 amino acids. Gene Ontology annotation, molecular function: GTPase activator activity. Gene Ontology annotation, biological process: phagocytosis, engulfment; signal transduction; actin filament organization. The transcript is spliced from 11 exons.
CCUCCUGAGAACGCAGGGAAACCAGUGGUUUAGAAACUUGUGAGGAGUAUCUACUUUGAAACCUUCCAUUAUAAAGCACAUUUUGCUCUGCCUACCUGGAGACAGGGUAUGUGGAGCACAGUGGAGUAUUAGAAUGGCAGAACAUGUAUCUACAAGGACGUAGAGGGGACAAGAAAGAACGCGUUCUGAAGUGUUUAAAAAGAAGAAGAAAGAUUAGUUAUUAUACAGGAAGUAGGAAGUCAGAUAUAUGAAGUUUGUAAUGUGAUAGAUACUCUGGACACCAAAAGCAAAACCCUUCACAGAUGGUGUGUGCUGUGCGUGUGAGUGAGUUUGUAUAAAUGUAUGCGUGUGUGUGUGUUGUGAAGUGAGAUACUGACCUUUCCUAUGAAGGAGGGAGAAUGUCUCUCAAACUACCUCGGAACUGGGACUUCAGCACCCUCAAAGCUGAAACAGCCAGAAUAGCUCGGUCUAAGAGUGUGAUGCCUGGAGAGGGCAUCUCGGGUUCAGCUUCGCCUGGCUCCACCAGGAGGUCCAUGGAAAGGCCGCUGAAGGCUGGCUGGCUCAAGAAACAGAGGUCCAUCGUGAAGAACUGGCAGCUGCGCUACUUUGUGCUGAGAGGGAGUACACUGACCUACCAUAAAGAUGAAAAAGAGGGCACUGUCCAGGGAGUUAUCCAACUGAGGUUCAGUAAAGUCAACGAGCUUCCACUAAACCAAGACGACCCUGGGAAAUUCCUCUUUGAGAUCAUACCGCGGAGCAGUAGUGAUCGGGAGCGCUACCCCUAUGUCCUCAUGGCCAACACCCAGGGCGAAAUGGAGGAGUGGGUCCGCACACUGCGCAGGGUGGUUGGAUCACCCUCUAGUGGAGCCAUAUUUGGCAAGAGCCUGGGAGACACAGUGACCUACGAGCAGCGCUUUGGGCCCCACAUGGUGCCCAUCCUGGUGCAGAAAUGUGCUGAGUUCAUCAGAGAGCACGGGUUGAAUGAGGAGGGCAUCUUCAGACUGCCAGGACAAGAUAACACUGUCAAACAAUUCAGGGACGCAUUCAACGCUGGAGAGAGACCAUCCUUCCCAAGUGACACAGAUGUCCACACAGUGGCGUCGUUGUUCAAGUUGUACCUGCGGGAGCUGCCUGAACCUGUGAUUCCCUGGACACAGUAUCAAGACUUCCUGGACUGCAGCCCAAUGCUGGACCCAAACAGUGCAGCAGGUCGUGAGAGGCUUGAGAAGCAGAUCAGCCUCCUUCCUAGAACCAAUUACAACCUCCUCAGCUACAUAUGCAGGUUUUUAUUUGAAGUGCAGGAGAACUCAAAAGUGAACAAGAUGGGUGUUGAGAACCUGGCGACGGUCAUUGGGAUCAACCUGCUCAAGCCCCAGAUUGAGGACCCUUUCACUAUGAUGAAAGCUACUCCUCUGAUCCAGAAGCUGAUGACAGUGAUGAUCAGGCAGCAUGCUGCUCUGUUUCCUCCAUCUAAAGAUGUGGCCCCAUCACCACCCAGGCAGAAGAGUGACAACAAGAAGAACAAUGCUCCACGUAGCUUUGUGGGCUGGGAGUCUGCUGAGUGUGAGGGGUCUCUUUCAGAGUCUCCAGAGGAGGAAGAGGACGCCGACACUCUGGAACAAAAUGUGUUGAUAUCCAACCCUCAGGACAGGCUACAGACGUACGAUUCCCCCUCUUCACCCUCUGACUCGGACCCUUGGUCUGGGAGCCCGCGCAAACGCACCCAGACCCUGCCCACUCUGAAGAGCCCCCUCCAGGGGAGUGCCGGCAAGCUGGAGGCAAUCAACCGUUGGAGCCGCAUCCAGGAGGGCAACGAGGAAGAGAAGAGUUUUUCAGAGGAUAUCUUUAAGGUCCUGGACCUGCAGAGAAGCUGUUUGUUCGAAGGGACUCCGAAGAAGGACUGGGAGGACAGUGAGACGGCCAUGACUGGAAGUAGCAGCACGGUCACCUGUGAUGGCAUCACAGCCAGCGAACCCAGCAGUGUCCUCCAGCAGAACUCCCAGCCAGCAGCCUCGGACAAGAAGAGAGACGACACAGCUGUGGUGUCAUCUCCACCCCCCCAAACAGACACAUGGGCGGGCCAGCUGAAGGACAGCUGUGGGAACUCAGAGCAUCUCGUUAACAGUCUGCAAGAAAGGAAUAGAGAGCUGAGUGCCACAGUAGCAGAGCUGCAGUCAGCCCUGGAUGCAAAGAACCGCUAUGUGUCUGCUCUGGAAAUCCGACUGCGCAAUGCAGAACGCAGUCGAGAUGAGGCCCAGAGACGUAACCAGGAGCUGGACCAGGAGAUACAGCAGUUCCUCAGCAGAGAGCCAGGACGGCCAACCUAGAAUCAGUAGUUCCAUGCCAAAGAUCCAUGAUAGCCAACCUAGAACCAUUUUCCUACCAGAGAACCGUGAUAGACAACCUAGAACCAUUUCCCUACCAGAGAACCAUGAUAGGCAACCUGUAACUACUUUUAGGCUUAACUUAUCAAAUGUAUUAAUUUACUUAAUAGAAACAAAAUGUGGAAUGCUGAUAUUUUUUGACAAUGCAGUUUCUGUUACAUUUAUAUUGUUAAAUAACAUGUAGCAUAUAAAUGCAGUAGCUGUUUCUGCAUAACAUGUAGGUGAAGAGAAUGUCCAGUGCACUCUAUGUAACAGACUAUUAAUAUGUUGGCUUGGAUUCAGUUCAAAGCUCAGCAUGAAUGCUUGUAAAGGCAGAGAGCGCAUUCAUGGUGCGUGUCAGUGCAUGUCGGCUCAAGUGUUAAGGUUUCAAUCCUGUUUAUAUUUGUUUGAUCACUAAAUUAAUAAAAAGGAACAGAAAAAUCCACUUUACUGCCCAACAAUGUGCAUAAUGUUUAAUUAUUAUUACUUACAGGGUGAGCUACGUUUGGAAAGUAAUGAUACGUUUUCCUGUGUAAAAAGACAAAUUAAAAAAUAAUAAUGUAUUACAUAAUGUAAAGCACUUUUCAUUAUAGAGGAAUAAACUCAAAGUGCAUGAAAAAGAAAAUAACAAAAUAAUAAAUAAUCAAAUAAUAUUAAAUAAAUAAAAUAACACUUUUCUUUUGAGAGAGAGAAAAUAUGUACAGUACACAAUAAUUAUAAUACUUAUUAUAUAAUAAUGUUCAGUAUAAUUUGAUUAAAGGAAAGGGUAGGCCUGCUGAUAAAGCCGUGUCUUUCUGUGCAGCCCUGAGGCUGCCAGGAAUGGAGUUCUAGAGGUGAGUUCUAAUAUAGGAACAUUUGCGCUCUCCCUUUUUUCGGUUCUUGGUUCAUUGAGCAGAAUGGCAUUGCUGGACUGUGGAGGCAGAUUUUUUAAUUAUAAUUAGGGGCCAUGCACUGAAAAGAAUCAUAAACGAUUGGAUAAGUGUGUCAAAAUCAAUUAUGAAAUGCUGCUUUACCCAUGUGUGUUCAAUCUGGCUCUGAUCCAACACAUCUUAUUCUGGGAUUAAUCAGACACAGCCUAUUUGUUUCUGGGACCUACCAGUGUUUAUUAUAUUUUUACAAUCCAGAAAGUGUGCAUUGGGGGUACAGUGUUCAGCUCAACAGCCUUCUAAGCAAGUGGCCUGGGUUUGAUUCCCAGACAAUGUAGGAAAAGAUUUGUGUAUAUGGUCACAUAGCUCAUUUGGUAACAGCUUGUACUGUGUUCUAACAGAGUCAAUAUGAACAUUUAUUAAAUCAGUCCUGUAAGUUGCUCCGGAUGUGUGUCUGCCAAAAGAUGUAUUCAAUGUAGAAAUCACUGAAUUUGUGGUUGAAUUUGCAGUGGAUGGAAAUAGAUUCCAAGUUGGAGAACAGAAAAUGGAUAGUACUGUGAAAUAAUUGCAACAACAAUGGUUGAUUUGGAAGCGAGCACCAUUUGUGCACCAUUUUGAUAGAAAGGUCUACAACAGUAGAAUUAUGGAGUUUGGCCCUUGCUUGAACAUUUUAUGAAAGGUUGUGCUUAAUCAGCGUUAGUUAUUUCAAAAGGCCCGGAAUUUGAGCUAAUGUGUUACAGUUUGUUUACGCAACAGACAAUACUCAAAGUGUCUGGAUGUUUUGUUUUUUGGUUAGAAAUUCUAAGAUAUUAAAUACAGCACCCACAAUAUAAUGAGCCAUU